Messenger RNA from Entelurus aequoreus (snake pipefish), 4168 nucleotides. RefSeq names its product espin (gene espn). Gene Ontology annotation, molecular function: actin filament binding. The record is from RefSeq and is a predicted model, not a curated record. Gene Ontology annotation, cellular component: cytoplasm. The transcript has 15 exons. Lineage: Eukaryota; Metazoa; Chordata; Actinopteri; Syngnathiformes; Syngnathidae. Bases 16 to 2733 code for a protein of 905 amino acids. Gene Ontology annotation, biological process: actin filament bundle assembly.
GGAGGGGCCGGGGUCAUGGUGGUGGAAGGGGAGCGGACGCUGCUGGCCGCCAGGCAGGGCGACGUGCAGACUCUCAAAGUGCAAUUAGCGGCGAAGGCGCUCACCAACGACGUGAAGGACGCGCUGGGGGCCUCGCCGGCGCACCACGCAGCGCGGGCGGGCAAGCUGGCUUGUCUGCGGUUCUUAGUGGAGGAGGCCGGGCUGCCGGGUCACUGUCUGGCCAACAACGGGGCAAGUCCGGCGCACGACGCAGCAGCCACCGGCAACCUGGCGUGCUUGCAGUGGCUGCUGACCCACGGUGGAUGUCGGCCACAGGACAAGGACAGUUCUGGUGCCACCGUUCUCCACCUUGCCUCCCGCUUCAGUCAUCACGAGAUCACAGAUUGGCUGCUCAAGAGCGGGGAGGCAGACCCUGGGGCCCCCACCGACACAGGGGCCCUACCUGUUCACUACGCUGCUGCCAAGGGAGACCUGUCCUCGCUCCGACUGCUACUGGGGCACAGCUCAAAUUUUGUCAACUCCCAAACUAAGAAUGGUGCCACACCGCUCUACCUGGCCUGCCAGGAGGGCCAUUUGGAGGUGAUCCAGUACCUGGUCAAAGACUGUGGAGCUGAUCCACUCAUAAGGGCCAAUGAUGGGAUGACACCCCUGCAUGCUGCUUCCCAGAUGGGCCACAAUACUGUCAUUGUCUGGCUGAUGAGUUUCACAGAGAUCAGCCUGAUGGACAAGGAUGGCGAUGGGGCCACAGCCAUGCACUUUGCUGCCAGUCGCGGUCAUGCAAAAGUUCUCAGCUGGUUGCUGCUGCACGGCGGCGAAAUAGUCACUGACAACUGGGGAGGGACCCCUCUUCAUGACGCUGCAGAGAACGGCGAACUGGAGUGCUGUCAGAUUCUGGUGGUCAAUGGGGUGGAUCUGGCCAUCAGCGAUCAGGAUGGUUUCACAGGGGCUGACCUGGCUGAAUACAACGGACACUUUCAAUGUGCCAAGUAUUUGCGCACUGUUGAGAAUAUGAGUGUGGAGCAUCGUGUUUUGUCUCGGGACCCCUCACAAGACCUUGAGUACAAGCAACCAGAGAACAAGCAGCCAGAUUCUGGCCUCUCUUCCCCAAACACCACAAUGCCCCCCGUCAGCCAAGCAGCACACUUUGAUAUUAGUUCCCCAUCCAGCUCCUUGUCCAACUACGACUCAGCCAACUCCAGCCAGUCCAGCACCGGGGAGAAGAGGAGCAGCUUAACAUUGUCCCGGGGCCCACAGCUGAACACAGUGGCAAACACAGGCGCAUCACAGACAGCCAUUUCUGAUAUGCAGGCAUACAUGGACAUGCUAAACCCAGACUUGGAUCCCGACAGGCCCAAGAAAGGUCACUCUGAUUCUGAUCCAGAGCUACCGCCUCCACCCACAUAUCCACCCCCGCCUCCACCGCAUUCCCCCCCGCUUCCUCCUCCGCCUCCGGGCUAUCCAGCACCGAAGCCCCCCCAGGAACCGUCGUCGGCUGAGUUUCUGAAGGUGAAGAGCAACUUGCGCCACGUGGACGGCAACGGCAAAAAGGAGCAGCUAACGGUGGGUGAAAACCACGACAAUUUGCGACGGGCGGACUCGAACAGGAAGUCUAGGAGCUUCAGUAAGCAGCCGAGCACUGGGGACUACUACAAGACCCUCGGGAGUGACACCGUCGAGCUCCGUGGGAGCAAAGACAUGGCACCGAAGGACGAGGGCACUGUGCUGUUGGAGGAGCCUGCUGAUGGCUCCAAUCCCACACCUGAAAAUGGUACCACAGAGGAAACAAUCCCAGCUCCUCCUCCACCACCACCACCUCCCCCAAGCAAUCCGACGCCAACGCCUCCGCCGCCUCCUCCGUUGCCGCCAGACACACAGAAAAACCAGAAUGAUUUGGCGAACAACAAACAGCGCCGCGCAUCUUCCUCAUCAGGAAGCGGGGGUGCACCACGGCAGAAGAAGAGUACAAAAUCAUUCAACAUGAUGUCCCCCACUGGUGACAAUUCUGAGCUACUGGCAGAAAUCAAAGCGGGAAAGAGCCUCAAGCCCACACCUCAUAGUAAAGGCUAUACCACUGUCUUUUCCAACAGUGGACCACCAGGCAACAAUGAAAACACUAUAUCUCCACCACAAACACGUGCUUCUAGCCCGCCACCCAAGACGUCAUCUUCUCCUGUGUCUAAUGCAUCGGUCUUCUCCCCACCUACAACACCAAGUCCUGUACCUAGUCCACCUGGCUCUGGAACAUCAAGGACCUUGUCAGCAUCGGCCAGUUUCGAGCAACUUCCCUUAAAUUCUGUAAUCAAUGGAGGCGGUGUUGUGGGCACAGGAGGAGCACAAUCAGGCCGAAAGUCAAGCCUUGCAGAUGUUGAGGUUCUGGUGCCCACUCAUGAUGAGCAAGGAAAAGCUAUCCCUGAAUGGAAGAGGCAGGUGAUGGUACGAAAGCUUCAGGUCAAGAUGCAAGAGGAGGACGAGCACAAACGCAAGGCUGACGAGGAGGCGGCACGUCUGGCAUCGAUGCCCGCCUGGAGGAGAGACAUGAUGAAGAAGAAAAUGAACGAAGAGAGAUGUGACAGGGAACAAAAGAGAAAAGCGGAGGAGAAGGCCAAACAGGUCAAAGAGAUGGAGGAGAAGACAGAGCAAGACCGAUUAAGAACCCUGGGCUACGAUGAGACCAAGCUGGCCCCCUGGCAGCGACAGAUCAUCCUGAAGAAAGGGGACAUAGCCAAACAGUGACCCGGCCUUCCAUACUCCUCCUCCUCUGCUGCCGCCCAUCACAACAUCCUCUCAUAUACUCCACACUCAUGGCCUUCACUGAUUGCUCCUCCCUCCUCGAUACUUAUUCCCAGCCUCCAUUCACACAGGACCUUGCUGGGGUUGCCGCCUCCAUGGUGGUGGCUCAUUUUCAAAGUCUCAUGGAGAAACAAACAAUAGUGUAGCUUUGGCAUGCACUGGUUGCCCUUUACGUAAGACCACUUCUUUUAACUGCAUGUGUCCUUAAUUCCGAUACUUGUAGUUGUACUUAUACGGACAGUGGGUGACAAGUAAAAGGGGCUAUUUGUGAGCAUUGUUGCCACGGAAAUUAGGCAAAGAGCUGUUAUAUUUGUUUUGUACAGUAGCCACGAUCACGGUUAUGCAAACAAUGGUAAGUUAGUAGGUUUCUUUUUCUAUACUAAACAAAUCUCCUAUCAUCGCCACCCUUUUGUGUAAAGCUCAAAAAUGUGCAUUCUUCACAUUUCUGCCAUAGUUAUCUUAUAAAGCAAUAUGUUUAUUCACUUUGCCGAAAAUCAAUGUCCACAUUAUUAGCAAAUCAAAAUGUUCUUAAUCAGCGAUGGAAAAAUUAAAAUGUCCCAUCGUUCGUAAUGAAUUUAUCAAUAUGUGUUAAUCUAUACUGUGGUCAUGAAUGUUGUAUAAUGUGUAUCAAGCGUAUACUGUAUAAACUAUUUGCCUGACCCAGAUAUUCUGUAAGAAAAACAAAACAAAUCAAGCAGAGAAAUGCAAAAGUGCAAGAAUUUCUUGAUGUUUUUCUUUUUCAAAAUGUCACAAAUGUUUACUGCUAUAUGUCAGAUGUACAGAAUGUUAUGAAGAUACAAUAAUGUCGUCAGCGACAACAGAUCUCGUCGUCGAGGGGAGUCCAUUGGAAAUAAUGAUUUGCUUUCAUCGGAUGCCAUAUGAUGUUGAAAUUGAAAAUGAUGUAAACGUCAUUGCCAUUUGAUUUUUCUAUACAUAUACACUUUGUACAUAGUCACCCUAUAUAAAUAUGAUUAUUCCAUUGUUUGCGUACUGCAUCUCAGCCUUGAUUGAAUAGAACGUUGGCUAAUUCAAGCAUCAUUUUGUUUUCAGACUGUUAAAAAUGAAAGGAAAUAAAUCGUAAUAACCAAACUGAUUAGAAUGGGUAUUUAUUGUGAGCACACUUGUCUAAUAUUAUUACUUUACUAAAUACUAUUUAACAGGCAGGACAUACAUUUAAUGAUUCAAUUGACCACGGUUUACUUGACAAUAAUUCAUUCUUAAAUUCCUGAGUACAGUUUGAUCCUUGUGACAUUUACCAUGAACUUGCAGUACAUGCUAUUCCAAAUGGUUUAUUUGUGUUUCUGUAAUUGAGUAGUUCUUGUAUAUUUUAUUUUAUUUGCUAUUACAUUUUUUAAUUGUACCUUUACCUGAAAAUGUC